Molecule: messenger RNA, 570 nt
Organism: Aspergillus thermomutatus
Lineage: Eukaryota; Fungi; Ascomycota; Eurotiomycetes; Eurotiales; Aspergillaceae
Gene: ARPC4
Product: actin-related protein 2/3 complex subunit 4 family protein
Exons: 4
Coding region: 1-570 (189 amino acids)
Biological process (GO): Arp2/3 complex-mediated actin nucleation; actin filament polymerization
Cellular component (GO): actin cytoskeleton; Arp2/3 protein complex
Molecular function (GO): actin filament binding
Source: RefSeq, a predicted model, not a curated record
AUGUCUCAAUCAUUGCGCCCGUACCUUCAAUGCGUUCGUUCCUCGCUUACCGCUGCCCUUGCGAUCUCGAACUUCGCCUCGCAAACCUCCGAAAGGCAUAAUGUUCCUGAAAUUGAGGCCCAGAGCUCCCCGGAACUCCUCCUUAACCCCCUCACAAUUUCUCGGAAUGAGAAUGAGAAAGUCCUGAUUGAGCCCAGCGUAAACAGUGUUCGCGUGAGCAUCAGAAUCAAGCAAGCAGACGAAAUUGAACAUAUCUUGGUCCACAAGUUCACCAGAUUCUUGACGCAACGGGCAGAAUCCUUCUUCAUCUUGCGAAGGAAACCAGUCAAGGUGAGCGACCAUAUGACCUUCAAGGUCGGAGCAACGAUAAAUUACUCAUCGCCGUUCCAGGGAUAUGACAUCUCGUUCUUGAUCACGAACUUCCAUACAGAAGCUAUGUUGAAGCACAAGCUGGUCGACUUUAUCAUUCAAUUCAUGGAAGAAGUGGAUAAGGAGAUAUCUGAGAUGAAGCUCUUCUUGAAUGCCCGUGCUCGAUUCGUCGCUGAGUCUUUCUUGACACCAUUUGACUGA